AUGGCAACUCCGUCGUACCAUCAGCCGGCGACACUUGAAGAAGUUCGAACCCUUUGGAUUGGCGACUUGCCUUAUUGGGCCGAUGAGUCUUUUCUCAAUAGUUGGUUCUCUCACACAGGCGAGGUGCUGUCAAUUAAAGUAAUCCGAAACAAAAUCACUGGCCAACCAGAGGGUUAUGGCUUCGUAGAGUUUUCUUCUCAUGCUGUAGCUGAGAAGAUCUUGCAAUCCUACAAUGGAACACAAAUACCUGGGACGGAGCUUAAUUUUAGGUUGAACUGGGCAUCUUUUGGCAUUGGAGAAAGACGCCCUGAUGCUGGUCCGGAGCAUUCCAUCUUCGUAGGAGAUUUAGCACCUGAUGUCAAUGAUUAUCAUUUGCAAGAGACCUUCAGAGCUCAUUACCCGUCAGUUAGGGGAGCCAAGGUUGUCACUGAUCCAAGUACUGGACGGUCCAAGGGGUAUGGAUUUGUCAAAUUUGCUGAUGAGACAGAAAGGAAUCGUGCGAUGACUGAAAUGAAUGGAGCGUAUUGUUCUACAAGACCAAUGCGUAUUAGUGCUGCAACACCUAAGAAAACCACCUCCAAUGUUUUGCAACAACAGUAUGCAGUAGCUAAAGCACUAUAUCCAGCAGCUCCAAUUUAUACUCCACCUGUGCAGACAAUCCCUGUUAAUAAUGAUGUAAAUAAUACCACUGUAUUUGUUGGUAAUCUUGACCCAAAUGUAACAGAAGAUGAACUGAAGCAAAUCUUUCUGCAGUUUGGGGAGAUUGUUUAUGUUAAGAUUCCUGCAUCACGGGAAUGUGGCUUUGUGCAAUUUGCUGCAAGGACAUCUGCUGAAGAAGCUAUUCGGCGGGUGGGUUUUGUGAUUGGGCAGCAAGUCGUCCAGCUUUCAUGGGGCAAGAGUCCAACUUCAAAACAGGACCAAGCUGGUGCAUGGAGCACAGAUCCCAGUCAAUGGGGUUCUUAUUAUUAUAUACCCGGGUAUGAUCCAUACUCGCAGGUAGUUGCACAAGACCCAUAUGGUGUUGGUUAUCCUUACCCUGGUUACGCUCCGUACCCCCAACAGGCUGACGGGUCGCAAGAUCCUGCAGUGAUAUCACCUGCUGCCCCUGCUCUGGAACAAAGAGAUGAAGUUUAUGAUCCUUUGGCUACACCAGAUGUCAACAAGUUAAAUGCAGCCUACAUUGGUAUCCAUGGAAACACCAUUUUGGGCCGGCCGAUGUGGCUGAAAACUUCCUCACUUGCCCAGCAAUCUUGA
Molecule: messenger RNA, 1254 nt
Organism: Oldenlandia corymbosa var. corymbosa
Lineage: Eukaryota; Viridiplantae; Streptophyta; Magnoliopsida; Gentianales; Rubiaceae
Source: the annotation of a GenBank genome assembly